CCCGGUGAGAACGAGGUGUCAUACUGUCAUAUCCAUUGUUUCAGUCUUUUGACAUUAUCAACUGCAAUACUAGAAUGGGAUUCUUGGCACCUCAUCAUCAGCUGGCUUUCAUAUUUGGUCUCUUAGGUAACAUUGUUUCGUUCUUGGUGUUCUUGGCACCAGUGCCAACUUUCUAUCAAAUUUGCAAGAAAAAAACUGCUGAAGGUUACCAUUCAAUUCCUUAUAUGGUUGCACUUUCCAGUGCAAUGAUGUUGCUGUACUACGGUAUACUUAAGACGAAUGCGGUUCUAAUCAUCAGCAUCAACGUCAUAGGAUGUGCUAUAGAAAUUAUCUAUCUAGUUUUAUACAUUAUAUAUGCUCCUAAGAGGGAAAAGGUUUCAACAAUGAAGUUCAUACUGCUGUUCAACAUGGGAGGCUAUGGCUUGAUCAUCUUACUCACCAAUUUAUUAACAGAAGGGUCCAAACGUGUGACUGUCAUGGGAUGGAUCUGUGCCGUUUACAAUGUUGCCGUAUUUGCUUCUCCUUUAAGCAUCAUGAGGCAUGUCGUAAGGACUAAAAGUGUGGAACACAUGCCAUUUUCUCUUUCCCUUUUCCUCACGUUAUGCGCCACUAUGUGGUUCUUCUAUGGACUCUUCGUGAUGGAUUUCUUCAUUGCAUUGCCAAAUGUGUUGGGAUUUUUGUUUGGAAUAGCUCAAAUGAUCAUUUAUGUCACAUACAAGAAUCCAAACAAGGAUGUUGAAAUGCAGCAAGAAGUAGAUACAGAGUUAAAGCUGAGCUCAUUGGAGGAUGCAAAUCCAUGCAAAGCAGAUCAACAACAAGAAAUCAGAGAAGCCUGUUGAAUCAGACAUGAUGAAUAAUGUUU
Molecule: messenger RNA, 862 nt
Organism: Theobroma cacao (cacao)
Lineage: Eukaryota; Viridiplantae; Streptophyta; Magnoliopsida; Malvales; Malvaceae
Gene: SWEET9
Product: Nodulin MtN3 family protein
Biological process (GO): carbohydrate transport
Cellular component (GO): membrane
Molecular function (GO): sugar transmembrane transporter activity
Source: RefSeq, a predicted model, not a curated record